AAAUAAAAACUAUUGUCAUAUCAUAAAAUGUAUCUUUGCAGGAAAUGGAUUGUGUUGUAGGUACAAUUGGUAAGGAAAUUUUAGAAGGAAUCCAAAUAAGAUGGAGGUUAAUUAGGCUUUAAUCCGGGGGUUUAACUUUGUUAUGGGCAUUGGAAAUAACAAUUUUAGGGUCCAAGACUUUGAUUCCAAAAGCCGAAGGGCUGAAACUGAGUAAUGGAAUAAUAAUAGGUCCAAUCCGCGAUUGACCUCGAGAAGAAUAGCAAAUGGGGUUAUAAAGCGUCCAGCAUCCAUGGCCGAAACCAAUCUAUUUGCCCUUUUUUCUCUGAAGCAGCACAUAAUGUUCCAAUGAAGUUCGGUCUCCUUCGUGACACUUCUUAGCUCAGUCCAAGCAACCGAGUGAUUCAAUCAAAAUGAGACGUGGGUCUCUGAUAUGUCUGUUUCUUCUCCACCUUUCCCUUCCAUUUUCAUCUGGUGCAUCUGAUGGUCUCUGCAUUUCUCAAGGUGGUCGCUUUCCACCAUUCACAUCUGAAGGAAAGCCUCCAAAAAGGGUAGGCAAGGGGCCGAAAGAUUUGACCCUCUGCAGGGUAUUCCGUCGGAAAACUUGUUGUGAUGUAGCCCAGACGCAUCCAGCACUCCUAGCCAUCAGGAAGCUGGCUUCAACAGGGGAGGCCAGCCGAGACUGCUUGCAAUUAUGGGAAUUCUUGGAAUGUUCCAUUUGCGAUCCACGUGUUGGUGUGCAGCGUGGACCGCCUCUUAUAUGUGCCUCUUUCUGUAACAGAGUUUUCGAGGCUUGCUCUAAUGCUUACUUCUCAGUGGAUGCAAUAUCACAGGUUCUAGCACCAUGUGGUGUAAAUGAUUUUGUUUGUGGUAGGGCUUCAGAGUGGAUCCAUAAUGGCACAGAGCUCUGUCACACUACGGGUUUUGCCAUUAAAGAUGACCUGUAUGUUGACACAGAAGAAACAUCUUGCUAUGGUGGUAAAGCGAGUCUAGAUUUGAUUGCUGAUUCAUGGAAGGCUCCACGGUCUGAGGUGCCUCAGAAGGGUAAGAGCUUCGCUGUGUUGGAAGAUUUCCAGCAAUGGGUGAAUGAAAUGUCAUUUAGUGAAAGAGUUUCAUGGGCAGUUGGAGGGAUGGUUCUUACAGCAGGAUUAUUGUUUGUAAGCAAGAGGAAAAGCCAUAGCCAGCGCCAGAAGCUAGCUGCAAUUAAACGCACUACUAGGAAACUGGAAGCCAAGAUGAGCCAGAAAUAUACUGAUGGUCAUGGAAAUAAUAAAAGGAAGUAGAAGAUGAUUGUCUCCUUGUAUAUGAACCAUAACUUAUUGUGUCAAAUUGCAGGUGAAUCAUAACUAGUUGUAUUGUUAUAACAUUUUAAGGCUUUUUUUCAUUUACAUUUUUGUAAGAAGUAGAUGACUUUUGAGUUAGAUUAGUGUAUCCAAGAUGUUGGAAUCCGAGAUCCAGUUCCCGAAAGAUACAAUUCAGUUUUUCCUCUCUCUGUCACUUAAAAAGAGCUUGUUUUUAGCAUGUAUGAAUUCGUUGAUCUGGAAGACACUUUUUGUGAAUUCUUCCUUCUGUUUGGAAAGACUGUACAGAACAAUGUUACUCCUUGGGUGACAGUGCUACAAAUUCAACUUGCAAAAAUCACAUAUUUGAUGAA
Messenger RNA from Ziziphus jujuba (common jujube), 1651 nucleotides. RefSeq names its product folate-binding protein 1. The transcript has 4 exons. Lineage: Eukaryota; Viridiplantae; Streptophyta; Magnoliopsida; Rosales; Rhamnaceae. Bases 411 to 1280 code for a protein of 289 amino acids. The record is from RefSeq and is a predicted model, not a curated record.